UUGUUGCGACAGAGCAGUCAAUUGCUGUUUCCGGGCCACCACGUGCUGCCCUUUUCAAAGCGAAAGUGCACCUUGUGCAGCUGCUGGGCCCAAACCUUGACCAGAUGCUGAAACAAUGGGAUGUUGCGCUAGCGCGCAGCAUACUGCGCAGCAUGGCAUUCUGGAAUCAGAAGUAUUUUUCCAGAAGUAUGCGCUGGGCAAGAAAAUAGGGGAAGGAGCCUUUGGGCAAGUACGCCUGACAACAGACCUUCAGACAAAACAGAGUUUUGCGGUGAAAAUCGCAGAUGUGCGUGCACGGCAAGAUGGGGGAAAGGUCGUUGUCAACCCAAAGCGAAAAGCCGCUAUUGAGCGAGAGAUUGAGAUGUGGCAGCUUGCCAGCUCCAGUGGGCUUCCUGAAAUCACUCAACUCAUCGAGUGUUUCUACUCGCUUGGGUUCUAUUACUUGGUGUGCGAAGCUUGCGAGAAGAAUCUGAUGCAGCAUUUGCUUCAUGUCAAGACCAUCAGUGAGGAUGAGCUUGGCGAAGUAGCAGCGCAGAUGCUCAGGAGCAUUGCACACGUACAUUUUCUUGGAAUGGUGCACCGGGAUGUAAAACCGGAAAACUUUCUCUACGGCGGGCCGAAUGGCUCGACCUUGAAGCUUUGUGACUUUGGGCUGGCAUUGCGACAGCCUAAAAAGGGCAAGAAAUUAACAGGGAUAGGAGGAACGGCUCCUUACAUGGCGCCGGAGAUUUUGAUAUCCAGCUCAGGCUGGCCCUCGAAUGAGGGGUACGACAAGGAAAUCGACAUGUGGGCUAUGGGCGUAAUUUUGUACUUGGUGCUGUACGGGCAAUUCCCUUACAUGCCAAAGGGCGAAGCCACUGCGGAUUCGAUGAAGACAGCAAUCCGGAGCAAUUCGCCACCUUUGGCCUUUCCGCCAAUACAAGCCCUUGCAGCUUUAGGCUUGGUGAAAAAAUUGUUGGUCAGACUUCCGGCAGACCGAGCCACUGCAGAAGAAGCGCGACUGGACCCAUUCAUAUCAAAAGCUUCUGGCGCAUUUGGCCCCACAGAAGUGACCGUCGCGCUGUCACAGGCGAAGGAGAUGGCUGAAAGACUCAAGGAGUUCCAAGUAAGUGCCUCCUCACAGAGGGACCUUGAGGCCAAGUUGAAAGCCAUGACAGCCGCGCGCGGUGGAAUCUGGUUUUCAGAAUCUGAAGCAGUUUCCCCGACGCAGUCCCAAUGUUCAGCUACAUAUCGAGCUGAGGCUAGGAUCAAGAAGGACAAGAAACCAGUCUCACGCGACAAAUUCGGAUGCUUGCCUCAAGAAAGGGUUUAGAAAAAGGAACGUCGUUUGUGUUGUUUUUGUUAAUGCUUCCAACUUCUAUGGUGAUUCCAGCGCUUUGUCGGUUUUGUUGGAGUACGUUGAGCCAAAUAUGUUUCGCCGCAAGCAUGAUAGGUGGAGAAGCACCAGCUGCCGUCAAGAGUCAACACUGGUUCAAUAUGGGUCAAUCAUUUUAGACUUUCAAUCUUGUGCCUUCACCUAGUGACGUGAGCCCAAGCACCUGGAAAACAAGGAACUCAUUCAGGAGUCGUCAGCGAAGAGACCAAGGACUUCGAGGGCAACGCAGCAUGUUGACUGCAACAUAGGGGGCCUUCGGCUCCUGGCCUUACUACUAGGAGCAAGGACACUACUAGGGGCUCCUGGCCUUACUACUAGGAACAAGAAGCUACUAGGGGUUCCUGGCAUCGCUACUAGGAGCAGGGACGCCACUAGGGGGCUCCUGGCCUCACUACUAGGGAGUUGGGAAAUGCCUUGUUGUUUUGCUAGGACGUGUACCCGGAGGCCCCUUUGCAGUGAGAUGCUGCACGGCUGGUGGGCACAGCCGUCAUGGCUCAUGGUUUGCGUUGCCAAUUCGUUUCACUUCUCCCACUAAGAAUGAGCUCAAGCUGGCUCUGAAAGUGCCAUAGUCGCAGGCCACGUCCAUGGACCAUGGACUAAACAU
Messenger RNA from Durusdinium trenchii, 1979 nucleotides. Lineage: Eukaryota; Dinophyceae; Suessiales; Symbiodiniaceae. The record is from the annotation of a GenBank genome assembly.